AUAGCAUCAAAGCAAGAUGGCGGACGUUAAGCAGAAGAAGAUUUCUGCGUCAUCAGAGGGGCUGGAUGCACCACCAUUCAGAAACACUACCAGCUGACUGCAGACUGAGGCGGGGCCGUUUAUCACUCACACACUGAUGCUAACGUAACGUUUUUACCAGCACUGAUGUUCAGGAACUCUUAAACGUUAAAGCAGUAACCUGAAGCUGUUGUUUCCAUAGUAACAGGUGAGCAUGACCUGAAGCUGUUGUUUCCAUUGUAACAGGUGAGCAUGUCCUCUGGUUGUUUCAGAGACUCUCUACAGACGGCCGUCAGGAUGUUGUAACUCGCUCUGCUCAGCGUCUUCCUCACACAGCCCCUUCUGCAGCGCCCCCUGCAGCGCCCCCUGCAGCCCCCCCUGCAGCCCCCCUGCAGCGCCCCCUUCAGCCAUGGACAGCAUCCCUAAGAAGUGGGUGCUGAAGCCACUGUCCCCGCUGCUACAACCUUCAGACCUGCGCUCCAUCGCAGGCCCCGCCCUCAGCCCCGCCCUAAGCCCCGCCCCUGACAUGGAAGAUCCUGUCCUCGGCUCUGACAUCAUCUCCAUUACACGCAGUCAGUCCUCAGUGGUUGUCUCCUCUCAGGGCGACCGCUUGAGGGACGUGGUAGUUCAGGCGCGAAUGGUGGCGGUGUCUCAGGAUGGAGUCCCCACCAGUGAGGAGUGGUGUCCCAGUAGUCCCAGUAAUCCCAGCAGUCCCAGCAGUCCCAGUAGUCCCAGCAGUCCCAGUAGCAGCUCAGGGUCUCAGUGUGGGUUCUACUCGUUCGUGGAGGAUCCAACCAGUCCUGAGGCGGAGCUGAAUGAAGCCUGGAUGAUCUCUGCAAAGCGGCAGACGCAGCUGGCCAUCCUGAAAGAGGAGAAAGGAUUUAAACUUCAGACCUACAGCAGCAGCAGGAAACCAGAGAGUCUGUUCUUAGAGAGCAACGCAGACUCCUCGUACAAAGUGGAUUCAAACAACGGUGUCUCGGUCGUCUGGGAGGAAGAGGAGAGGCAGCUUCGAAUGGAGAUCAUUCGCAGCCAAGCACAGAAGAAGAGUCCAAUAUUCAAAGUUCCUCUGGAUGUGGAUCCCUGCAGAUCUGCAGAAACCCUGAUUGAAGGAUUUAGUGUGAACUACAGUCCUGUCACAUCCAGACCAGAUCCGCCUGGCCCUGCUGAGCCCGUAACCAUUGACAAGGAGCAGAUCAACUUCAGCACCGCCCGACAACAGUUCCUGAAGAUUGAGCAGGACCGACUGACUGCACUCCUCAACCCGCUCAGAUCCUCGAUAACACCUCAGAACAGGUCUCUGCUCAGAGACCCUGAAGGUCCAGCAUCAAAGCAGGAAGUGACCUGUGAUGUGGAAGUAAGCCAGGUUACUCCGAGGUUCAGACCCACAGAAGAAGAGGAGAGCUUCCCUCAGAGGAAGGUGAAAAUGUACCGGACUGAGGACAACCUGCAGAGCAGUGUGUUGGAUGAAGUGGACUCAGGCCUGGAGGAUCUGUCUUUGGAGGUGUUCACUGACAGGUCCAUGAGUGAAACCCCGAUUGAAAGGGAAAUCCGGUUAGUUCAGGAACGCGAGGAGAACCUCCGCCGCUCUCGAGGCAUGAAGCCAAGCGACAGCAAAGCAGAGAUGAUCCAGAUCAGAACCAAACGUUUGCAGUCGCUACAAACUCCGCUCAAAGCCAAAGACAAGACCCGAGUCAGCUUUGUGUUCCAGCGUGAGAUCCAGAAAGAGAACCAGAGGGAGGAAGAGCCCCAGCAGCAGGGAGGACUCCUGGGUCGGUAUAGUCUCAAUCCUCCACAGGAGGCGGGGCACAUAAAGAGCGAGUUUGAUCAACGAGACGAGGUGGAGGGCUCAAAACCAAGACCUCUAUCUGAGUCUGAAGAAGUCUUUCCGUCUCCUUGCUGUCCUCACCGACAUCCGGAGGAAACCGAAUUCUACACCAGCAAAACCAGUUCAAUGUCUUCUUUCCUCUCAGCGAGGGAUCGAACAACAUCUUCAUCCUCCCACUCCUCUCCAUCACUGACCUACCAGCAUGACUCCAACUCAACCACACCCCGGUCCUGGAGAGAGAACCUGGAGUCCACAGGCCUGCAGUCCAGGGGACAAGGAGCUCCAGAUUUCAUUGAGAAGGAGAUCCAGGAGGCCCUCAGGAGGGAGCAGGAGCUGAAGGAGCUGAGGGAGUCCAGGGAGGAUCGACAGCCCUGCUCUCCAGCUCCUCUGGUGGAACAGGCUACCAAGAUAGCUGUCAGUCAGUUCUACCCUCCUCUAAGGACAGAUAAAACCAUCUCUUGGUCCUCUUCUCCUCGUCCCUCUGCCCAUCUGCCGUUCAUCACCGCUCAGCCAUGGACCUACUCCCCUCCCUCCUCCUCCUCCACUUACCUUGUCUCCUCCACCCUCCCCGCCUCCUCCACUGCGGGGUUCCAGCAGGCCCCGCCUCCUCUUAGAGGACUCACAGAGACUCUUCUUCAGGACCUUGAGGAGAGACGAGUUCAGCUGAAACUGGAGGAGAGCACUUACGCAGGAAUCCAGCCGGUCGACGACGUCAACAACGAGGUCGUUGAGUCGACUCGAGUCAUUCGUCAUAAGAAUCUCAGAGCUUUGCGUUGGGAGGCCGGAGCGUUCACCAACCUGGAGGAUCAGUGAGGACCUGGAGGAUAUGGUCUUGGACGUUUCUUUGAUUUCCUGAUUCAGCUGACAUUAAAAUGUUUGAACUGGAACACUCAAACGACAGUAUUCUCCUGAUUGGUAUUCAAAGACGGCAUGGUUUCUCCUCGUCUAAUCAGCUGUGAGCUGCUUUGAGUGAAGUGUGAAGAGGAGCACUGUGUUUGACCUGCAGAUUGAUGAAGCUUUCUGUUUCUCUGAAUCAUCUGAAUCUGAUUGUUUUCAUGAUUUAAAGUGAAGAUUCAAAAAAAUCAAAGAAAACAAGUACUUAUUAAGUGUCAGAUUACAAACUUGUGCACACUCCACUCUAAGAUAAACUUCAAUAAAUCAAUAUUGGUCUGAUACAACAUCA
Molecule: messenger RNA, 3029 nt
Organism: Labrus bergylta (ballan wrasse)
Lineage: Eukaryota; Metazoa; Chordata; Actinopteri; Labriformes; Labridae
Source: RefSeq, a predicted model, not a curated record